This is a messenger RNA of Dioszegia hungarica, 1926 nucleotides long. RefSeq names its product Alpha/Beta hydrolase protein. NCBI's taxonomy places the organism in Eukaryota, Fungi, Basidiomycota, Tremellomycetes, Tremellales, Bulleribasidiaceae. Gene Ontology annotation, biological process: lipid metabolic process. The transcript is spliced from 8 exons. The coding region runs from base 1 to 1926 and encodes 641 amino acids. The record is from RefSeq and is a predicted model, not a curated record.
AUGGCGAGCGCGACAGAGGAAGCGCCUGCAGCGGUUGCGGAGCCUUCAGAUCCCUGUCAAGGCGCGUUGGCCCCCGUCGCCCCUCCCGACAAUGUCCUCUGCCUCGCUCGCCACUCGACCGACCUCAACGUGGAUCUCGCACAUCUACCCACUAUCCUCUCGCCAGAGCUAGCGGCCAUCAUCACCUCCUUUGCGGUAUCGACGCGGGUCUCUUUACGCGUCGCUGUCUACUUUAUCGAAUCUCUACUCGACGUCUCGCAAUUCUCUACCCGGGUCUCACUGAGCUAUGCUCGGCGCUUCCUCAUCUCCGCUCUCUCCUUUGCGCGUCAUGCGCACACCUACCCCCUCAACACCCACAUCAUCCUACCCGCAAGCACGGAUGCCUUCCUCCUCACUCUAGACAAGUACACGUCGAUGGGCAUUCAUAUCGUCCAACACACCUUCUCCCUCGUCGAGCUCUUCGCCAUGUCCGGCUUUUACCUCACGGCGAGCGCGGUCCAGACGGCCCACCAUGCGGCUCAGGAAUCCGUCACGCUCCUAGAUGGGCUCUUUGGGUCAACGCAGUCCAGUCGCGCCCUUGCGGCGAUCAUCGAGAUGGUGCGCCGCGAGCUGGACAUGGAGGGGAGGGUCAAGGGCAAGAAAGGGAAAAGCAAGAAGAUGGGCUUGCUCGGCGGACUGGGGAUGUUGACCAAGGCUAUCACGGCGUUUGCGUGUCUGCAAAUCACGACAUGGGAGCGGACGAGAGGCAAGCAGAAGAUGAUUGAAUCGGACGGCUGUUUCCCUCAGCGACAUCUCCUCCAUAAUCUACACCGUUUCAUGAAGUACUCCAGCGCAGCAUACGGCCAACUGUUCCUCCGGGUCUUUGGGACUGAUACUUCGGAUUACGCAUUCCCCAGUACCGCGCAGCAUCACUCAGAUAGCUGGGCUUUCGCGCAAUAUACUGGGAUCCCGAUAGAGUGCCUACUGCUCUGCUCGUAUGUCGACACAUCACCCAUGUUUGACGGGCAUAAGGCACCACCAUUGGUACAUUUCGUAGCUGUCGACCAUGCCGCAGAGGCUAUCGUACUGACUUGUCGGGGAACCCUCGGCCUCUCAGAUAUCCUCGUGGACCUCACAUGCGCAUACCGUACGAUCAAUGUCAACCAAGCCGCCCGAGAUGGCGAGUACUACGUUCAUGAAGGAAUGUAUGAAGCCGCCCUCGGUCUCUGCGCGCAGGACAGCCGGGUACAUCGUACGGUCGCCUCGGCUCUGGCCCAGUACCCGACGUACGGUCUAGUCAUCUGCGGCCAUUCCCUAGGGGGCGGAGUCGCGGCGCUUCUCGCUCUCCUCACUGCCAUCCCUGCAACCUCAUACACCACCACAGCUCCGGCUCAUCCGAGCGGAGCGUUCGUCACCUCGCCUGCGUCCGGUCUGCCGCCUGGGCGACCGAUUCACUGCUACGCGUACGGCCCGCCCGCCGUCAUGUCUCCCGAUCUGGCGCGUUAUACCGAAGGCCUCGUCAGCUCCAUCGUACAGGAUUCGGAUCUUAUCCCGUGUUUGAGCCUGGGGACGCUGAGGGAUCUCAAGAAUAUCGCAGUGACCAUGUCGGAGGAACAGGGCCUCGCAGAAGAGGUGUUCAGCAGGGUAAGUCCACCUAGUGUAGUCGAGCUGACGGGUAGGUGUCUGGCAGACUGGCUCGUUGCGCUCGUCAGCACACUUCGGGCGGAUAUGCACAACGACAAGCUGUACCCGCCCGGUAUAGUCUACGUGAUGGUGAGAUGCCAAACUGACAGACAGGUUCUGAGGAGAUGUACCUCUGUCGAAGAGCGGUUCAGGGAACCCAUCUUUGCCCGGACAAUGCUUAAUGAUCACCUGCCCUCAAACUAUGAGCGGUCGACUCGCUUGCUCCUCAAGGGUAUGCUGCAGGAGGAAGAGGAGGCGUGCUGA